AUGCUGCAACCUCGUAUAUCCUUGCGAGGUUUCCAGCAAUCCUGCAAAUGCUUUUCUUACAUAUUGUCGCGAACGUAUUCUGCGGCCGUUGACCCUCAAACUGUCACCUCGGGGUCGCCUUUUGAUGCCUCCCUCACUUUUGCUCCUCCACCUUCCCGCGAAAAGGAAGGGCCCCAAAUACGAACCUACAAGCCCCGGACUCCUGGAACAAGACAUCUUCGAAGACCGAUAAACGAGCAUUUAUGGAAAGGCAGACCAGUCAAAGAAUUAAGUAUCCCAAAAAAGGGUCAGGGCAAGGGUGGCCGCAAUAAUUCCGGCCAUGUCACGGUCCGACAUCGUGGAGGUGGCCAUAAACGGCGCUUAAGGACAGUUGAUUUUGAUAGAAAGGAACCGGGCCCGCAUUCUGUCGAGAGAAUUGAAUAUGAUCCCAACCGAAGUGCACACAUUGCCCUCUUACGCUCGAAAGCUACAAAACAGCUGAGCUACAUACUCGCUGCUGAAGGAAUGCGGGAGGGUGAUGUCGUACAGAGUUAUCGAGCGGGUAUCCCAAAAGACCUGUGGGAUAGUAUGGGUGGUAUUAUCGAUCCUGGUAUUUUGGCUGCAAAAACUGCUUGGCGUGGUAAUUGUCUACCUCUCCACAUGAUUCCAAUUGGAACUACAAUCUACAAUGUUGGACUCCAUAAAGAUGGGCGUGCGCAACUUUGUAGAAGCGCGGGUACGUUUGCUACAGUUGUCGCAAAGGCCAUCGAUCCCCCCGAUCUCGAAGCCGAUGUCAUCACAGAUGAAACCGGCGAAACCAAGACGCUCACCCUCCAGGACAAGCACAAGUUAAAGAAGCUAUCGGAAAACGUGACUAUUCGGCUCAAGAGCGGUGAAAUUCGAUUCAUCAAUAAAGAUUGCUGCGCAACCAUUGGUGUUGCGAGCAACUCAAGCUAUCAAUAUAGACAGCUGGGCAAGGCUGGUCGUAGCCGUUGGCUAGGUAUCCGGCCCACUGUGCGUGGUCUUGCAAUGAACGCAAUGGACCAUCCUCAUGGUGGUGGCCGUGGUAAGUCGAAGGGUAAUGUUGAUCCUAAGAGUCCUUGGGGUCUUCCAGCGAAAUCUGGUUACAAAACCCGACCGAAACGCAAGGUCAACAAAGCUGUUAUCACCCCCAGAGUGCGCAACCAAGGAAGACGUCGCAGGGGCUACAAUUAA
Molecule: messenger RNA, 1194 nt
Organism: Ophidiomyces ophidiicola
Lineage: Eukaryota; Fungi; Ascomycota; Eurotiomycetes; Onygenales; Onygenaceae
Gene: RML2
Product: mitochondrial 54S ribosomal protein rml2
Exons: 2
Coding region: 1-1194 (397 amino acids)
Biological process (GO): cytoplasmic translation
Cellular component (GO): ribosome
Molecular function (GO): RNA binding; structural constituent of ribosome
Source: RefSeq, a predicted model, not a curated record